Zasmidium cellare ATCC 36951 is the source of this 567-nucleotide messenger RNA. RefSeq lists its product as uncharacterized. NCBI's taxonomy places the organism in Eukaryota, Fungi, Ascomycota, Dothideomycetes, Mycosphaerellales, Mycosphaerellaceae. The coding region runs from base 1 to 567 and encodes 188 amino acids. The transcript has a single exon. The record is from RefSeq and is a predicted model, not a curated record.
AUGGUGAUCGAAGCCAUCAAAGAUGCCGAAUUGAACACGAUCCAAGUCCUUGAUGUAACGGCUACUCAGGGCGUCUUAUUCAGUCAAUGGUAUAAUCUCAAGUGCCUGCGACCAUAUACAUCAUUCAAAGCCUUGGGAUUCGUCUCACUACGAAUGGAGCCAUUGGAAUGUGGCUUUCCUCCCAUGCCAACUUGCCGGCUUGAGGACCUCAUUUCGCGGAUGCUGGCUAGGUUGCCACGACUGGAACACCUGUUCAUCGCAACAACUUCAUGCUCGCGGGGAUGCUGUCGCGACGACGGCACAAGCUUGGAUAUAGCCAUGUUCUUAUUCCUGACGGGGCGCACAUUUCGCCGUCUAGUGUCUCUUGGCGUAGAAGGCUCCCAGGUCUAUGCCGAGAGCUUGUCGGGUUUCGUACGCAAGAACAAAAGACUUCGCCGUCUGGAAUUUCGCAAAUGUUGUCUGAUGGACGGAAAGGAGGAGAGUGCCUGCGCUGCUAUCAAAGCUGGUACCGGCCUCGAUGAUGUGCAGACAGACAUGUUCAUGGAGAAGAUGUACCGGGAGUCUUAG